AUGCUGUCGUAUCGAACCUACAACUCUGAGGACCAUCGGCACCGUGUCCUGAUCGAUAGUAAAUGGUACCGCUGCCGGCAAGGGCAUGAGCUGCGCACGCUGGGUUUGCCAUAUUUGGGGGUGACCUGCAGCCUUUGUGGUCGUGUCCUACCUCCCGGCAGUUGCCUUCAUAGCUGUCCGCUGUGUUCAUGGGAUGCAUGCACGGAUUGCUUGCAACGACCAGACUCAGCGCGGAGUUUACAGCUCCUCCCUGAUUGCCCCAUCUGUGGAGACCCCAUGGAGUGGAGUGACUAUCGAGGGGGCCACUACACAAACGGCUGGGCUUGCAACAACAAGUGCGGCUCUAGGCGAUUAAACUCCGGUUUGUGGAGAUGGUUCUGCCUGAAAUGCGGUGCGGAUGUAUGUGACCAAUGUCACCGUCACAAGGUGCAUCGAGAGAGAGAAGGCGGUUUGCGAGAGAGCCCCCGAAGCUUGGAGAUUGGUGUUCAAUUUCUCGAGCUUUGUAAAGACCAUCAGUGGGAGAAGGUGAAGAAGAUCCUGUCUGAGCGGCCGAACCUGGUGAACUGCGAAGUUGAAGGACGCUGGUCGGCUCUCCACUAUGCAGCGAGAGCUGGUCAUCCACAGAUGGUGCAGUUCCUGCUGGACCUCAGCGCUGACGCUACCAGCUUUGCCGGUGAUGGCAAGACUCCCUUGGAGGUGGCCAAGGAGCACGACAUUCGAAGUCUGCUGAUGCGUUCCUCCUUUCUGCAGCCGGCCAUGACCAUCUUCGAGCACUACGAUGCUGAAGGGACUGGCGCCAUUGAUGGGAUGGAGCUGGGCUGGGUGAUCAAAUCGGUGCAGCCGGAGCUCUCGGAUGCCGAGGUGCAGGAGAUGUUCGCAAGCUGUGACACCAAUCACAACGGUGAGAUUGACUUCAUCGAGUUUGUGAUGUGGUUGUUUGCUGGGCGUGGCAAGACCUUUGCACAGGACAUUUUGGCCAGUGCGAAGAACUUGAGCAGUAGCAGUGGGGUUGGAAAGCGUGCUAUGCAGCUGAAAGCAGUGUUGGCUGCCCGCGCUGGCCUGGAUCCAUCUGUAUAUACGAAUCCGGACUUCGCCUCCAUGCCGAAGAUGGCCCACCAUCCACCGCGGGACGAAAGUUGCUGA
Durusdinium trenchii is the source of this 1143-nucleotide messenger RNA. Lineage: Eukaryota; Dinophyceae; Suessiales; Symbiodiniaceae. The record is from the annotation of a GenBank genome assembly.